Messenger RNA from Penicillium paradoxum, 204 nucleotides. RefSeq lists its product as uncharacterized. Bases 1 to 204 code for a protein of 67 amino acids. The record is from RefSeq and is a predicted model, not a curated record. NCBI's taxonomy places the organism in Eukaryota, Fungi, Ascomycota, Eurotiomycetes, Eurotiales, Aspergillaceae. The transcript has 2 exons.
AUGUCGAUGGGAACUGUGCACGCGAGGGCAGAAGCUGGAUACGAUAUCCGCAAUGCGGUUCGGAAUUUGCGAGCUCACGUUCUCCUUCACCGCCGACCUGAAGCGUCGCUUCGCGCUUCUCUUCGUUGUGGCGCUGCCCGGACUACGUUUGAGGGUCUCUGCGUGGGUGGUUUACAGGCUGCUGGUGAAAUGCAUUUGGAAUGA